AUGUUUGAGAUUGUAGAAUUGGCCAAGGUCCUGGAUGGAUUUCCGAGAAGACAGCCCGGGUUUGUUUGCGAAGCGUGUGGCAAUGUGAGGUUUAUGCCGUGUGGAAAUUGUAGUGGUAGUAGGAAGGUGUUCGAUGAAGAUGAAGGGGUGCCCAAGAGUUGCUUGGAAUGCAAUGAGAAUGGGUUGAUUCGGUGCCCAGAUUGUGCGUACGAAGAAUUGAAGAAGGGAACUCGUAAUAUCAAGUUCAGGGACUCUCUAAUUAAUAACCCAACUGCUACUUAUCAGCAGCUAAUGGAUAAGGCUAAAAAAUACAUAAGGUUGGAUGAUGAAGUCCAAGCGCUGAGAGAAGAUAAGAGGAUGAGCCAAAAGAAAAAUCCAGAAGCUAAAAAGGCAAGGCUGUGA
Manihot esculenta (cassava) is the source of this 402-nucleotide messenger RNA. RefSeq lists its product as uncharacterized. The transcript is spliced from 2 exons. The coding region runs from base 1 to 402 and encodes 133 amino acids. Lineage: Eukaryota; Viridiplantae; Streptophyta; Magnoliopsida; Malpighiales; Euphorbiaceae. The record is from RefSeq and is a predicted model, not a curated record.